CUUUUUUUUUUCUUUUUUUCGGAGCUGGGGACCGAACCCAGGGCCUUCCACUUGCUAGGCAAGCGCUCUACCACUGAGCUAAAUCCCCAACCCCUCAGUUGGCAUUUUUGAGCAGUUGGAACCGGUUAAUCUACAGAAGCCCGACCAGUUGCCACUAGCACGGAUUUGGGGAUAAGAAGAACAAGACCCCCAGCAUUUAAUGAUGGCUUCCUAUCGCCCUAUGUGGUUUCAAGUGCUUUCUGGAUGCUAUAAUCACCCCUAAUUCAGGAGCAUAAAUACCACCUUCUCUCUCUUACAAGUGACUAAACUGAGGCACAGAGAGUGACAUGAUGGUGAGCACUGGUGCUUAUAACCAAGCUCACUCUGAAUUCUGCAGCCAUUCUUCUUAACACUGUGUUUUCCGGGUGUCACAACAGAAAAUAUUUCCAUGAUUAAAAACAAAUGAAGGACAAGCAAUUAUUUUUGGUCUUUUACUCUAUCUAUCUAUCUAUCUAUCUAUCUAUCUAUCUAUCUAUCUAUCUAUACUCCCUGUAGCUCUUUCAGAGGUAUGUUCUAGAUUCCAAACAAAAAUACUGCUCAAGUCAAUUUAUAUAGUCUUAGCUUCUUUUUUGAAGCCAGGACCUUGUGCAUACUAGACCACUGCUCUCCGACUGACUAAGCUAAAUCUCCAGCUGUGUCUUCAUGGGUCUAUUGAGAGGCUUUAUACAUUGUUUAUUGUCUUAUUAGACCUGGACACCAUUUGUAUUUAUUGGGGGGCGUUGUUUUUGGAUUUGAAUGCAAUUUAAAUCUGCCACAGAUGUCUACAUUAUUAUACAACCCAACGUUAGAUUGUAACGAUGUACUAACAAGGCAAAGAAGAGCUAUUAAACAGUCAAGUGUCAGGUCAGUUUCAGAGACCUCAGAUUCAGAUCUCCAACACGUGUGUGUGUGUGUGUGCGUGUGUGUGUGUACAUGUGUGUGUGCACACGCAGGUGCAUGCAGUGUUCCUUUGUUGGGCUUGGAAUACAUUAAAAUUAAAAAAAAAAAAACUAACAAACAUCAUACCCACAGACCUAACAUUCAUGCUUCCAAAGACCGACCAAAAGUGAUUGCUUUAAUCCAUAGUUCCCAGCACAGCCGGUGAGCAGUCCUGUCAAGGUCUGUAGGUUGGAGGAUGCAUUCUUCCUUCUUUCAGUCUAAACAGUGAACUUUAAUAAACUCAGUCUGAAACAAUUCUUGCACCUUUUCUGCAUCUAUUUAAGAUUAUCUUUGUCUUUUUUUUUUCAAAGCAACAUAAUAGCAAAAUAAGUCUACUCAAUGCUUUUUCCUGCCUUGUCACUCAAAUUCAGGCUUGUGCUCUCACUUAUUGAAGCUGUUAUUUAUGUGUAAAUUAAGAUAGUUUAUUUUAAAAUGGCCCUGCAACUUCACUCGCCUUGAGAGGUUUUGCAAGAGGGAUUUGUUUUAUAUUUUUAUUUGCAUUUGCUCAGUAGUCAAACUUUGGCCCAGAAAAUCGUUAAUGACUUGGAGACUUCCCUUGUUCUGUGGCAGAGAGCAGAGACUGAGCUUCGUCCGGUCACCUGGGAAGGAGAGACCCCACUCUAACAGCAGGGGGCUGGCUGCCAGAACACAAAGUUGGCUGUUUUUGCAACUGGAAACUCAGGAGGGAUGGGCGGGGACCCGGUCCAACCACGCAACUAAGGAGUAAGCGAGCCUCAGACAACUCCACAGAGAGCAGGGCAGUGUGAGCACGUUCGGACACAGGCUUAGCAUCCCACUUGCUCCAGCAGCGCCUCCCAAGGCCAGACGCAGCUUUCCAUUGAAGGCGCAGAGUCCCCAGACCUGGGCUCAGCCGCACCCGUCGGUCGCCCCUUUCUCUUCUCUCCCUAGCUGCACACAGACGAGCACGUGAGCUGGGCAGCUCGCCCCAGCUGGGGCUCAGCUGACCUCCUCCUGAUUGGCUGAGAGCAACGUGGGCUGGGGUGGGGCCUGGCCGCCUGCGUCCUUUCCCAUUGGCUCUCGGGGAACCCGCCUCCGCUCAGGUGAGGCGGGCCCGCGGGUGCGCGCGUCGGGCUUAGCGGGCGCGCGCAGCCCUUUGCUCCCCUCCCCUCGCCGCGCGCCCGAGCGCGCCUCCGCCCUUGCCCGCCCCCUGCCGCUGCCUCAGCGCCUCAGUGCACAGAGGCUCCUCGUCUGAGGGGACGCGAGGACUGUCCUCGCUACCGUCGCGAGCAGUGUCUGGCCAGGCCUUGACAAGCCAGCCGGAGGAGCAACUAGGAACCCGAACCAGAGCCCGGCGAGCGCAGCCUGCAGCUCCCGCCUCGCCGUCCCGGGGGGGUGUCCCGCCUCACACCCCGCCUCUGGACUUGCCCCUUUCUCUGCGCGUGAGGACAGAGCCGGCGCUUAGGCCGGAGCGAGCCCAGGGGCUGCCGGCCGGGAAGACACCGCGGGCACCGAUUCGCCAUGGAGGGCGCCGGCGGCGAGAACGAGAAGAAAAAUAGGAUGAGUUCCGAACGUCGAAAAGAAAAGUCUAGGGAUGCAGCACGAUCUCGGCGAAGCAAAGAGUCUGAAGUUUUUUAUGAGCUUGCUCAUCAGUUGCCACUUCCCCACAACGUGAGCUCCCAUCUUGAUAAAGCUUCUGUUAUGAGGCUCACCAUCAGUUACUUACGUGUGAGGAAACUUCUAGAUGCUGGUGAUCUUGACAUUGAAGAUGAAAUGAAAGCACAGAUGAACUGCUUUUAUCUGAAAGCCCUGGAUGGCUUUGUUAUGGUGCUAACAGAUGAUGGUGACAUGAUUUACAUUUCUGAUAACGUGAACAAAUACAUGGGGUUGACUCAGUUUGAACUAACUGGACACAGUGUGUUUGAUUUUACCCAUCCAUGUGACCAUGAGGAAAUGAGAGAAAUGCUUACACACAGAAAUGGCCCAGUGAGAAAGGGGAAAGAACAAAACACGCAGCGAAGCUUUUUUCUCAGAAUGAAAUGUACCCUAACAAGCCGGGGGAGGACGAUGAACAUCAAGUCAGCAACGUGGAAGGUGCUGCACUGCACAGGCCACAUUCAUGUGUAUGAUACCAGCAGUAACCAGCCGCAGUGUGGCUACAAGAAACCGCCUAUGACGUGCUUGGUGCUGAUUUGUGAACCCAUUCCUCAUCCAUCAAACAUUGAAAUUCCUUUAGACAGCAAGACAUUUCUCAGUCGACACAGCCUCGAUAUGAAAUUUUCUUACUGUGAUGAAAGGAUUACUGAGUUGAUGGGUUAUGAGCCAGAAGAACUUUUGGGCCGUUCAAUUUAUGAAUAUUAUCAUGCUUUGGACUCUGAUCAUCUGACCAAAACUCAUCAUGACAUGUUUACUAAAGGACAAGUCACCACAGGACAGUACAGGAUGCUUGCAAAAAGAGGUGGAUAUGUCUGGGUUGAGACUCAAGCAACUGUUAUAUAUAAUACGAAGAACUCUCAGCCACAGUGCAUUGUGUGUGUGAAUUAUGUUGUAAGUGGUAUUAUUCAGCACGACUUGAUUUUCUCCCUUCAACAAACAGAAUCUGUCCUCAAACCAGUUGAAUCUUCAGAUAUGAAAAUGACCCAGCUGUUCACUAAAGUGGAAUCUGAGGACACGAGCUGCCUCUUCGACAAGCUUAAGAAAGAGCCCGAUGCCCUGACUCUGCUAGCUCCAGCGGCUGGGGACACGAUCAUAUCACUGGACUUCGGCAGCGAUGACACGGAAACUGAAGACCAACAACUUGAAGAUGUCCCGUUGUACAAUGAUGUAAUGUUCCCCUCUUCUAAUGAGAAAUUAAAUAUAAAUCUGGCAAUGUCUCCAUUACCUGCCUCUGAAACUCCAAAGCCACUUCGAAGUAGUGCUGAUCCUGCACUGAAUCAAGAGGUUGCAUUGAAGUUAGAGUCAAGCCCAGAGUCACUGGGACUUUCUUUUACCAUGCCCCAGAUUCAAGAUCAGCCAGCAAGUCCUUCUGAUGGAAGCACUAGACAAAGCUCACCUGAGCCUAACAGUCCCAGUGAGUACUGCUUUGAUGUGGACAGCGAUAUGGUCAAUGUAUUCAAGUUGGAACUGGUGGAAAAACUGUUUGCUGAAGACACAGAAGCGAAGAAUCCAUUUUCAGCUCAGGACACUGAUUUAGACUUGGAAAUGCUGGCUCCCUAUAUCCCAAUGGAUGAUGAUUUCCAGUUACGUUCCUUUGAUCAGUUGUCACCAUUAGAGAGCAAUUCUCCAAGCCCUCCGAGUGUGAGCACAGUUACAGGAUUCCAGCAGACCCAGUUACAGAAACCUACCAUCACUGUCACUGCCGCAACUGCCACCACCGCCACCACCACUGAUGAAUCAAAAGCAGUGACGAAGGACAAUAUAGAAGACAUUAAAAUACUGAUUGCAUCUCCACCUUCUACCCAAGUACCUCAAGAAAUGACCACUGCUAAGGCAUCAGCAUACAGUGGUACUCACAGUCGGACAACCUCACCAGACAGAGCAGGAAAGAGAGUCAUAGAAAAAACAGACAAAGCUCAUCCAAGGAGCCUUAACCUAUCUGUCACUUUGAAUCAAAGAAAUACUGUUCCUGAAGAAGAAUUAAACCCAAAGACAAUAGCUUUGCAGAAUGCUCAGAGGAAGCGAAAAAUGGAACAUGAUGGCUCCCUUUUUCAAGCAGCAGGAAUUGUAAGUGGAACGUUACUGCAGCAACCAGGUGACCGUGCCCCUACUAUGUCGCUUUCUUGGAAACGAGUGAAAGGAUACAUAUCUAGUGAACAGGAUGGAAUGGAGCAGAAGACAAUUUUUUUAAUACCCUCUGAUUUAGCAUGUAGACUGCUGGGGCAGUCAAUGGAUGAGAGUGGAUUACCACAGCUGACCAGUUACGAUUGUGAAGUUAAUGCUCCCAUACAAGGCAGCAGAAACCUACUGCAGGGUGAAGAAUUACUCAGAGCUUUGGAUCAAGUUAACUGAGCUUUUCCUAAUCUCAUUCCUUUGAUUGUUAAUUUUUGUGUUCAGUUGUUGUUGUUGUCUGUGGGGUUUCGUUUCUGUUGGUUGUUUUGGACACUGGUGGCUCAGCAGUCUAUUUAUAUUUUCUAUAUCUCAUUUAGAGGCCUGGCUACAGUACUGCACCAACUCAGAUAGUUUAGUUUGGGCCCCUUCCUCCUUCAUUUUCACUGAUGCUCUUUUUACCAUGUCCUUCGAAUGCCAGAUCACAGCACAUUCACAGCUCCCCAGCAUUUCACCAAUGCAUUGCUGUAGUGUCGUUUAAAAUGCACCUUUUUAUUUAUUUAUUUUUGGUGAGGGAGUUUGUCCCUUAUUGAAUUAUUUUUAAUGAAAUGCCAAUAUAAUUUUUUAAGAAGGCAGUAAAUCUUCAUCAUGAUGAUAGGCAGUUGAAAAUUUUUUACUCAUUUUUUUCAUGUUUUACAUGAAAAUAAUGCUUUGCCAGCAGUACAUGGUAGCCACAAUUGCACAAUAUAUUUUCUUAAAAAUACCAGCAGUUACUCAUGCAUAUAUUCUGCAUUUAUAAAACUAGUUUUUAAGAAGAAACUUUUUUUGGCCUAUGGAAUUGUUAAGCCUGGAUCAUGAUGCUGUUGAUCUUAUAAUGAUUCUUAAACUGUAUGGUUUCUUUAUAUGGGUAAAGCCAUUUACAUGAUAUAGAGAGAUAUGCUUAUAUCUGGAAGGUAUAUGGCAUUUAUUUGGAUAAAAUUCUCAAUUGAGAAGUUAUCUGGUGUUUCUUUACUUUACCGGCUCAAAAGAAAACAGUCCCUAUGUAGUUGUGGAAGCUUAUGCUAAUAUUGUGUAAUUGAUAUUAAACAUUAAAUGUUCUGCCUAUCCUGUUGGUAUAAAGACAUUUUGAGCAUACUGUAAACAAAAAAAUCAUGCAUUGUUAGUAAAAUUGCCUAGUAUGUUAAUUUGUUGAAAAUACGAUGUUUGGUUUUAUGCACUUUGUCGCUAUUAACAUCCUUUUUUUCAUAUAGAUUUCAAUAAUUGAGUAAUUUUAGAAGCAUUAUUUUAGAAAUAUAGAGUUGUCAUAGUAAACAUCUUGUUUUUUUUUCUUUUUUUCUAUGUACAUUGUAUAAAUUUUUCAUUCCCUUGCUCUUUGUAGUUGGGUCUAACACUAACUGUACUGUUUUGUUAUAUCAAAUAAACAUCUUCUGUGGACCAGG
Rattus norvegicus (Norway rat) is the source of this 6119-nucleotide messenger RNA. It is a transcript of the gene Hif1a, whose product is annotated as hypoxia inducible factor 1 subunit alpha. NCBI's taxonomy places the organism in Eukaryota, Metazoa, Chordata, Mammalia, Rodentia, Muridae. The record is from RefSeq and is a predicted model, not a curated record. Gene Ontology annotation, biological process: regulation of DNA-templated transcription; positive regulation of transcription by RNA polymerase II; lung development. Gene Ontology annotation, cellular component: nuclear speck; nucleus; axon cytoplasm. Gene Ontology annotation, molecular function: protein dimerization activity; DNA-binding transcription factor activity.